Amphiprion ocellaris (clown anemonefish) is the source of this 5689-nucleotide messenger RNA. It is a transcript of the gene atg5, whose product is annotated as ATG5 autophagy related 5 homolog (S. cerevisiae). Gene Ontology annotation, biological process: cellular response to nitrogen starvation; autophagy of mitochondrion; C-terminal protein lipidation. The transcript is spliced from 11 exons. Lineage: Eukaryota; Metazoa; Chordata; Actinopteri; Pomacentridae. The coding region runs from base 243 to 1070 and encodes 275 amino acids. Gene Ontology annotation, cellular component: cytoplasm; Atg12-Atg5-Atg16 complex; phagophore assembly site membrane. The record is from RefSeq and is a predicted model, not a curated record.
CACUGUUUUGCGCUAAAUGCCGUAUUUCAGCUGUUUUUCCGGUGACAGCAGGGGAAUGACAACAUCGGUAGAUACGGCCCUUCUUCCAUUCAAGCCGACUACAAAACAUCGACAAAAACUGCGUUUGACAGGCGUGGAGUUAGUUUGAAAGUCUAGCAGGAAGCUGUCUGCCUUUGGAUUUAGGCGUCCGUGUUUGGAGAAAUUAUUCUUUAUGUGCCACUGGGAGCAGCAACAGCAGCAGCAUGGCAGAUGACAAGGACGUGUUGAGAGACGUUUGGUUUGGCCGGAUACCCACCUGCUUUACUCUGAACCAAGAUGAGGUUACUGAGAGAGAGGCCGAGCCCUACUAUCUGCUGCUGCCCAGGGUGAGCUACCUGACACUGGUUACAGACAAGGUGAAAAAACACUUCCUCAAAGUGAUGAGGGCAGAGGACGUGGAGGAGAUGUGGUUCGAGUAUGAAGGAACGCCACUGAAAUGGCACUAUCCAAUUGGAGUUUUGUUUGACCUCCAUGCCUCUAAUAAUGUGUUGCCCUGGAGCAUCACUGUGCACUUUAAGAAUUUUCCAGAUCAUGACCUGCUCCACUGCCCGUCCAACUCUGUGAUAGAGGCUCACUUCAUGUCCAGCAUUAAGGAGGCUGAUGCUCUGAAACACAAGAGUCAAGUUGUCAACGACAUGCAGAAGAAAGACCACAAACAGCUGUGGAUGGGCCUGCAGAACGAUAAGUUUGACCAAUUCUGGGCCAUGAACAGGAAGCUGAUGGAAUAUCCCACUGAGGAUGGAGGGUUCAGAUACAUCCCCUUCAGGAUAUACCAGACUAUGAGCGACAGGCCGUUCAUCCAGAAACUGUUUCGCCCUGUUUCACCUGAAGGCAGUGCACACUCACUUGGCGACCUCCUGAAGGAGAUGUACCCAGAUGCUAUAACAAAUGAUGGUGAGCAGAAACGUUACCAGGUGGUGAUCCACGGUAUCGAACCGCUUCUGGAAACUCCUUUGCAGUGGCUCAGCGAGCACCUCAGCCACCCCGACAACUUCCUGCACAUCUGCGUCAUCCCCGUCCCCACUGAUUGAGGCCACACCCCUACACCUCAGUGUCACCAUGACGACGCACCGGCCAACCAGCUGACCCACCAGCCAGCUGGGUAACCCCCAGAAACGGUAUCGUUUUCGGUUGGAAGCUUUUGAACUAACAGACUCUUGAACGAGAAGGAGAUCAGAUUCUUAAAGAUGAACAAAGGAUGUGAAGGCGGUGUUGAACAAACCUCUUUCCAUCUUGUUGCCCGUUUAUGUUUCUAUCCUGUUCCCACUACUACUCCUCUUUUCCCCUCAGAAAAUGUGUUCAUAGGACACAAGAAUGAGAAGAACUUAUUUUCCUUCCCAACAAGGUGAGAUGAUCAGCAAAGAUCUCUUUUUCUAUUCUACUAUCUCACAUCUCCUUUUUCUACUCAUCUCUGAACAUCUAAAUUGAAAGAGAGUAGGUGAAUUGAUUCUUUGUUUUUCCAUCCUGGUGUACACCUCCUUUCUCGCCUACUCAAAGACUUUACUGUGGACAGUGAGAUGGGAUUGUUUGCAAUUUGAGGAUCACUGUAUCCAGUCCUGCUGAAGUUGCCUUAGUUACUACAUUAUCAUCAUCAUUGUCAUCGUCCUUUCACAAUGUGUGGACGUACAGGAGUCAGUCUGAGUUUACAUUAUUCUCUGACCCACAAAUACUGCAUUGUUUCGACUGACAAAGUGAGCUCCAGUAAGAAGAGAAAGAGCUGUUUUGGAUGUUUAAAGGCAGCGACUGCUGACACAUUAUUUCCCUUCACUGAUCCCAGCACAUCUGGUUUGGACUAAAUGUGUGAUAUGUUGAGUUUAGCAUCUAAUUAUGAGUUAGUUGCAAAAGAAACUUAACAAGCAGACAGAAUGCCCAAAGUCAUUGUCUGAUACUCUUCCUGAAUCAGCAUUAAAUUGUAGCUUUAACUUGAAAACAGUGUAAUUCCAUUAUUCCUGUUUACCUUUAAGAAAAGUUCUGGUUUUAAGCAACUUAAGGUCUUAAUUUUGUUGUUGAAAUUAUCUGGAAUUAACUUUUAAUGGUGGAUAAUGUCGGCAACUAUCAAAACCAAAUGGAUGAACUAAUAAUACUGUGGUGUUUUUGUUGAGAGGGAGGCUGCACUUGUUUGUUUGUAACUUAUUUUUGCUGUUUCUGCCCAGACAAGAUGGAGAUACAGGAUUUUCACAGGGUAACAUUUGAGAGUCAUCUAGCUAUUUAUGAGGCUUAAGCAUUUUGUGCGGGGGUCAUGGGGAAAAAAAGUCCACACAUGUUUUCAAUAUCAAGUGUUGAUUUCUCCCCAUCAGUACAACACUCUUUAGCGGUUUUUACUGUCUGUUUUUGUCAGAUUUGGCCCAAGCUUCUUUGUCUGCUGCCAAACUUAAAUGAGCAUCUGGUUUUGUAUCGUUUAAAGAACUCCGCUUAGGUAAUGCGGCGGCAGGCGCGAUUAGCAUUAAGUCUGCAGGCUGUUGGGGGCCUAGACUGUUUUUACAUGCACUACAUAUGCUGUGCACGUCAUAUUUUAGUUCAUGGACACAAACAAAAAUGGCAAUAGCAGACAAAUGUUUUGACAGCAUAGUAGCAGUAGCAGAGAAAUGCCAAGUCUGGAUUUGUUUGCUUCAUGUUGACACUUUUUUUCUUGACUUCUGCUUCUCAUAUCAACAUCUUUUUUUUAAAUGUUCACAAUGAAAUACAGUUACAUUCAAGCAUUCAUGUGAGACAGUUCAUAAUGACUUAUAAUAAAAUUGAGUUGAUUUAAAUAUUUAAUUGUCAGAGUAUCAAGUUUAUUGUGGAGACAGCACUGCUUUAUGUACUAAAAUGCCCAAUCUAUAGCUCUACAUUAGUGUUUUUGUUAUUUUUACUUUCAUUCAAACAAGACUAAUUCAGGGAACUCUUCAGUUUUAAUUUAAGUCUUUUGUGGUGUUUGAUAAAUCAGACUGACACAGAUGUCCCACACUCACUGGGUAUAAUGUCCUAAAGUGAAAAUUUAAUUUAUUUAGUUUUAUGUUCCAGGUAAACUAUUUCUUAUCUAAAAUAAGGGUCCACCAUGCCCUCAGCCUCAGUUACCCUCACUUUCUAGCAGGGUGAAGAUGGAAAUGUCAUUGUUUCUAGUUCCCUGUAAUGUUGCCAGAGUUACAGUAAAAAUACCAAAGAGUAAAUAUUAUCUUUUUUUUCAAAACAACGCAGAUCUAUUAGAACCAGCAAAGACUGAAGAGGCCCCACGUUCCCAUAUUACAAAAAAUGUCAUGUUUUUUAAUUACUCCGCCAAGGAAUGCUGCGAAGUUGUGAUGAUCGGCGUUUGUUUGUCUGUGAAUCUGUCUGUCUGUGUGCAACAUUUUCAAAAACGGACAAACAGAUUUGGAUGAAAUUUUCAGGGAAGGUCAGAAAUGACACGAGGACCACCUCAUUAGAUUUUAGCAGUGAUGCAGCUUAUAGUCGGGAUCCACGGAUUUGUUAAGGAUUUCCCAUUGUGAGAUAUAGUGGCCGGUACGGUGUCACCGUAACCAUGACAGCAAGCGAACACUGUCAGUUACCUGCAUCAAUUCACUUGACCUGCAACAUUUUUCGGUCACGCAAUUCGGUAUCUGUACAUAACGUACACAUGCACAACAUGCCUGUGCUCACGCAAGGUAAUUUUUUAUUUGUUUAGUUAGUUUGUGGAUCGAUCUAUAUUAAAUGGCCAGAUUCGAUCAGAUGUUGCUGUGAUUUCUGAAUACACAAAUUGAGGAAUGAACAGUCUUGGCAGAGUACUACGCUCUCUGAGUGCUUUUCUUAUUUAAAGCUGUGGUGGGAAGUAUUUCACGCUAAACUUUUAGCAUUUUAUAUUUCAAGUUGUUUCCAGGGAAACUAGAUUUUUGUACUUCCUUUUGACUCUGUUUAGGAAAUCUACCCUGUGAUGGGAGAUGCUACCCAAUCACAGUGUUUCAUCCAGAUCACGUGGAACAGUAUCCAUCGCAACAAAGUCCAUUGUGAUUGGUAGAUAUGGUGACACAAUGGGAUACAUGGAGGACUUUCAGUCGAGAGGUUGGGGUUUGACUGUACUAUUGAAGCACAUGCUUAUCUGUUGAAGGUCUGUAUAUUUUUAGAUUCUGACAAUUUCCCUGUUUUGCCUUUUCCAGGUUUCUACUACUGCAGCUUUAAGUAAUAAGACUUUUUCAGUCUCCAGCAGUUCAACUAAAAACUGUGCACAAUGAUAUGUAAGCAACCAACAGUUUGAGACCAUUUGUGGAAGGAAAUGUUACUUGUGGUUUCUUUAUUUGAUCACAAGCAUAUUCCAUUCACCUCCAUUGUAUUUGCAUGAUAAAUGUUUCCAACUCAAAUUGAUUUGCUUAGGUGUAGCGCUACAGUGAUGUGCUACUUAGUGAAAGUGUCUUAUUGUGCUUUUUUGGGUUUGAACCGUCAGAAGAGACAAAGUCGGCUUCCCUCCCCUUCGGUGCUUUACCAUCUUUUCACUUUAUCCAUCUCAUAAAGAACAUCUCUCUCUUAUGUGUUUUACUGCUGACACUCACCCUCCCUCUCGCUCUUCAUCUCUCCUGGUUAAUUGUCUGUUGGCAUUCCACCCGCUGCUAAUGAGACCACUAAACUGUCCAGACAGGCCUCAGGGUGCUCUGUCACUACAUAUAGGUGUGUGUGUGUGUGUGUGUGUGUGUGUGUGCUGUUGUGAGCAAACUUGUUUCCAGGGAAUUGAACUGUACAGUGUGAGUGUGUGUACAUAAUUACAGACAGCAUUUAUAGCCCCCUGCAGGUGUGUGCAUGUGCUUGAAGACAUCCAUUUGAAUACUGCCCCUCUCUCUCCCUCGCUCUCUCUAACACACUCACACUCUCGUCUGUUGUCACACUGCCAGUCUGCUAAUUUAAAGUGUGUGUGUGUGUGUGUGUGUGUGUGUGUGUGUUGUGUGAGUGAUGUCACACAUCAUGUCAUCACGUCAGGCUUCCUCACCGCUGUUGCUGCCGCCAAGCAUGAUGGGACGGCGGGUUUAUGGAGUUGAGUCAAGACCCGGGGCUCGGCGUGGGAGUGAAAGUAGCAGUUCCUCCUUAAGGUCAGAGAUUGCAGCAUCUGAGGGCCUCUUCAAAAGAAGAUGUAGUUGAUGAAGGCGUUCUGGAGCAGGACCAGAAAGACCACGACCAAGCAGCCUUGAGAUCUUAGGCAGCGUCUCCCUCAGGUUCCUCUCUAUCUCCCCAGACAUCCACCAACCACUGGAACACAUCUCCAAAGUUCUGCCGGGCCAGCUCAGCUUCCCCUCAGAAGAAGUGCAGCCACCUGCCAGAUGAAGGAGCCUUUUGAGAGGCAGCUGGCAUCGUGAUUGGACUGUACUUUGGUCUGUUCCAGUCCAGCUUCAGCUCCAGAGACGGCAGGCGGGACGAGUCAACGGAGGCCGGGUGGACGAAGGCAUGAAGCUGAGUACAAUCCAGAAAACAACAGAGGAGGAGUGCAGGGCCAGAACAAACAGAGUAGCAUGGUAUGUCUCUUAGAAAACAUCAUAGUAUAGCCUUUGGUAUGAAAAAACGCCAUCAUAUACAUCGUAUAUUGUACAAAUAACAAGUCAAAGCAAAGAGACAUACAUUGUAGAAUUGUAGUAAUUGUGGGCUGACUGAUUUACUGAUUAUCAGUAUUUUAUUUUUUACUGAUUUACGGUAAUAAAUACAUUUAAAAAUGGUG